AUGGAUAAUGAUGAUGUAAACAACACACGUCUUAUAAAUCUUAUAUUUAGUUCUAAUCAUAAUCUACGUACGUCACUAAAACAUCUUGUCUUGGACAUGUAUAUUGGUGAACCAAGACUUCACAAUAUCAGAUUUUUACCAACAAACUUAGAAUAUUUCGAAGUUAAUGUAAUCGAUCUCGGACCUUUUCUAACUUUGAUUCCAUCGCUAGAACUUCGAUGUAAAACAAUUUUAUUUAAAUAUUUAGAAGUAAAUAAUGGUUAUGUACCACCAUCAUCGUCAUUGAAAGUCCUUAAUUAUUGUACAAACUGUUUUCCCGAAGUCAAACAGUUGACAAUUGAUAAUAGUUCUUCCGAUGAAACAUUAACAGCGGAAGAGCUUGAAUUACUACUAAGAAAUCAAUGUUCAAAAUUACUGAAAUUUCAAUAUGUUUUUAAUACAUUUCGACUUUCCAAUAUUCAACAUAACUCUGCCAGUUAUUGGCAAACAUUCGAGCAAUCGAAAUUCUGGCAAAAUCGCCAUUUCACAUUUAGAUACGAUGAUGAUCGUUGGGGACUCACUAUACUUGAAUUCGAUCUAAGAUAA
Messenger RNA from Adineta steineri, 585 nucleotides. The record is from the annotation of a GenBank genome assembly. NCBI's taxonomy places the organism in Eukaryota, Metazoa, Rotifera, Eurotatoria, Adinetida, Adinetidae.